Messenger RNA from Dujonia railenensis, 5526 nucleotides. NCBI's taxonomy places the organism in Eukaryota, Fungi, Ascomycota, Pichiomycetes, Serinales, Debaryomycetaceae. The record is from the annotation of a GenBank genome assembly.
AUGGGAGAAGAAUCCAGCUCGGAGACUAGUCCUCGAGAACACUCUAAAGAUCAGAGUGUGACUGAAAACGGAACGGUCGAGAAGAAGUUGCCGGAAGUUCCCCAGGAAGAGCAGGAGGCGAAUGGCAGUGGUGUGUUACUGACUAACGGCACAAUUGCAUCUGUACCUGAAACUUCUGGGCCGCAGGUGUCUGAAAUUGACGACAUCAACGAGGACGUGCCACCCACCACAGCCGACAUAAGUAUUGUUGUUGAACAGCAAGUAGAUGAGCCGGAGCUUGAAUCUGAGAUCGAGCUCGAAUCUGACGGUGAACCAGUACCUCAAACUGUAAUCAUAAGCGAGCCAGAGGGGCCAGAGGGUGCACCUGCAGGUGGACCUGAAGCUGAUGUAAUUGAGCCACCUGUAGCUGAAGCAUCUAUUCGUCCUGUGCCAUCUGCCAUCAAAAACAGUCACUUCUUGACUGGAGCAUUCACAUCGCUCCUUGAAUCUAAGGACCUUAAAAAAAACCAAGAAGUGAAAAAUUCCAUUCAGAAGUCCUUAGAUUCGUUAAAGAACCCAGACUCCAGAACAGCUCACAUCAUAUUUGACACGUUGAAGUUAACUUGCGAGACUUCUUCCAAUACAUUGAAAUUUAAGUCUGUCGAUAUAUUUGCCAAAGUAUUCGACUAUGGAAUAUUCGAAGGGCAAGAUGAUGUAGUGCAACUCACUGAUGCAUCCGUGGAUGUGAUAUCCUCUUGCUUUGAAGGAGAGGGAACUGAUGCCUUAGUGGAGACUCAAGUCUUGCGAGCAUUAACCAACAUAAUCUUGCUCAUGCCCUGCCACGGUGCUUCAUUAUUAAAGGCUGUUAGGCAGAUCUACAAUAUUUUUAUAUUUUCGUUGUCAUCAGACAAUCAGUUGAUUGCCCAGGGUACUUUAAAUCAAGUUAUAAAUUCCAUUUUCAGCCGAAUUAAUGAUAAAUCUUUGAAGAAAAAUGGUCAUCUCAGUGUCUCCACCGCUAGUACAGCUGUUCCAGAAUCAAGUUUUAACAAAGAACCUGAAUCUGAAUCAAGUAGCGUUCCUUUGACUUUGGAAAAGUUAAAUGACUCCUCUAAUGAUGACGAUAGGGUUAAGGAGGCAAAUUUGGCUUCCGAAAAUGACGAAGAUCUUGUGGUGAAAGACGCAUUUUUAAUAUUCAGAGCCAUGUGCAAAAUUUCAGUAAAACCAUUAGAAUCAGAAAUUUUGGAUAUGAGAUCACAUUCCGUGCGUUCUAAAUUAUUAUCUUUACAUAUAAUUCAUACCAUUUUGAAAGACCACAUUGAAAUAUUCUUGAGUCAAAAUGUCGUUAUACUUUCGUCUGCAUCCAACGAAAAUAAUACUAGAUUAAUUAACGCAGUCCGCCAAUAUUUAUGUUUAUCACUUUCAAGAAAUGCAGCAUCUCCGUUGGCCCCUGUCUUCGAAUUGUCUUUAGAGAUAUUUUGGUUGAUAAUUUCUAAUUUAAGAUCUGAUUUCAAAAGAGAAAUACCAGUAUUCUGGGAUGAAAUUUACUUACCAGUGGCAGAAAUGAAGACUUCAACUCCUCACCAGAAGCGUUAUUUAUUAUCAAUAAUUGAAAAGUUGUGUAAUGACUCAAGAUGUAUCAUUGAAUUUUAUCUUAACUAUGAUUGUGAUUCAUCUAUGCCAAAUAUCUGUGAGAAAAUCAUAGACUACUUAUCAAAACUUAGUUUAGUAAGAGUAGAAGUGAGUCCACAACAGAAAAUUGCUUAUAGGGAGUACAAGAAACAUGGUAUUUCAGUGUACGACAUCAGUAAGACUGCCAAUUUAGCAAGUGGCAAGAUGAGUUCUAAACCACCUGAACCUGAUAUUUAUAAUCAUUUCCCUCUUGAAUAUGCUAUGAAAAUGGAAUCGAUAGGAUGCUCGGUAGGGUUCUUAAAGUCUUUAUAUUCCUGGGCUCAAAAGCAAAAUACGCCAAAUCAUCUCAAUGCCGCCUUUAAUGGAUCUGGAAGCGGUAGUCAUUUAUCGCUAAGAGAACGUUCAGGUACUGUGGAUUCCACAACCAAUAAUACUACCGCAACGUCCACUCCAACAAGAUCUGGAUCUUUUGUAGCAAUUGACCCUGACAACCCUGAACAAUUUGAAAACUUGAAGCAACGUAAGAAGGCCUUCCUUGAUGGCGUAAGGCAAUUUAACCAAAAACCCUCAAAGGGGAUGAAGUUCUUCAUUGAACAUGGAUUCGUUAAAGAUGACGAACCUAAAACCAUCGCGACAUUUCUUCUUGAUAACGAUUCUUUGGAUAAGGCAUCUUUGGGCGAAUACUUGGGUGAGGGCCAUGAAAAAAAUAUCGCAAUUAUGCAUGCAUUUGUUGAUGAAAUGGAAUUUAGAAAUUUACCGUUUGUUGAUGCUAUGAGGAAAUUCUUACAAUCAUUUAGGCUCCCAGGUGAAGCUCAAAAAAUAGAUAGAUUUAUGUUGAAGUUUGCUGAACGUUAUGUUUUGGGAAACCCAACUAAAUUCUCAAAUGCAGAUGCUGCAUAUAUUUUGGCAUACUCAGUGAUCUUACUUAACACAGAUCAACAUUCUCGUCAAGUAAAGAAUAAAAUGACUUUUGAUAACUUUGUUAUGAAUAACGGAGGGAUCGAUGAUGGAAAGGAUUUACCAAGAGAAUUUUUGCGGGAAAUAUUCGAUGAAAUCCAGAAGAAUGAAAUCAAAUUACAAUCAGAACAACAUGCAGCAUUGCUAGCAGGAGACUCUAGUAUACAGAAUAACGGAAAUGGUGGAGGAGGAUUUUUCGGAGGUCGUGAUUUGAAUAGGGAAGCUUAUAUUCAUGCGUCCAGAGAAAUGUCUACCAAAACCGAACAGUUAGUUAAAAACUUAGGAAAGAAGGGCAAAUUUUACAACAAUAGUACCAAUGGAAGUUCAACUGGACUCGAAUUGGAUGAAAGUUCAACAUUUUAUGUUGCAUCUCAUGUGUAUCAUGUAAAAUCAAUAUUCGAUACGUUAUGGAUGUCUAUUUUGGCAGGAUUGACUCCACCUUUCAAGGAGUAUGAUGACGAAGAUACAUGUCAGUUGUGCUUGGAAGGUAUUAAAUUGUCUAUAAGAAUAGCUUGUAUGUUUGAAUUAGACUAUGCUAGAACGUCGUUUAUUGGAGCACUUGUGCAAUUUGCAAACUUAAAUAAUUAUGAAGAAAUGAAACCCAAAAAUGUUGAUGCCAUAUUUAUCUUAUUGGAAUUAGCUACUUUAGAAGGAGACAAUCUUCAAGCUUCAUGGAUUCAAAUCUUGACAUCAAUCAGUCAGUUGGAAAGAUUGCAAUUAAUUGCUCAGGGGGUCGACCAAUACUCGAUUCCCGAUGUUUCUGUUGCAAAAAUGACCAACAGAGCUUCAACAGACGCUUCUAAUGGAAGUAGAAACUCGACUAGUUUUUUCAGCUCUUUUACCGCUGCAACUCCAACUGCUUCGCAAACUGCGUCUAAUAAAUUUCAUAAUCAACAUUUGUCUGCUGCUGUGGCCAAUUUGUUAACUCAAACAAACUUAGAAGUUGCUAUGGACAAAGUAUUUACGAAUAGUGCCAAUUUAUCAAGGGAAAGUAUUGUUGAAUUUGUCAAAGCCUUAUCACAAGUUUCUUCUGAGGAAAUAGAAAGUUCGGGGCAACUGAAUAAUCCAAGAAUGUUUUCCUUGCAGAAAUUUGUAGAUGUGUGUUAUUACAACAUGAGCCGUAUUAGAUUGGAAUGGUCUCAAUUAUGGUCAAUUAUGGGUGAAACUUUCAAUGCUGUUGGCUGUCAUUCCAAUUCAGUUAUUGCAUUUUUCGCUUUAGACUCCUUAAGGCAAUUAUCAAUGAGAUUUUUUGAGAUUGAUGAAUUAUCACAUUUCAAGUUCCAAAAGGAGUUCUUGAAACCAUUUGAAUAUAUUAUGAUCCAUAAUGAAUCUUUAGAAGUUAAAGACAUGGUGUUGGAAUGUAUUAACAACAUGGUGUUAGCAAAGGCUCAUUCCAUUAGAUCGGGUUGGAAAACUAUAUUUUUGGUUUUAACUGCAUCAGCAACCGAAAACAAGGAACUGUUAGUCAAUAAGAGCUACAAAAUGGCAAACUGGAUAAACAAGGAAUUCCUGGAUACUGUCAAACAACAAGAAUCAUUCAGUGAUUUGGUGAAAUGUUUUACCGAGUUAGCUAAAAAUGACAGAUUUCAAAAGAUUAGUUUGCUUUCCUUAGAAGUCUUGCUGAAGUUGAUGAAUAGUGAGGGUAAGAAGCACGUUGGAUCAAGUGAAAAUGGUAGUGGAGUCCCUGAAGAAGUAUUAAACAAAGUGUGGUUUCCUAUUUUAUUCGCAUUCCAUGAUAUUAUCAUGACCGGUGAAGAAUUAGAAGUGAGAUCAAGAGCUUUGAAUCAUUUGUUCAAAAUCUUGAUGGAAUAUGGUGACCAUUUCGAAUUCAAAUUUUGGCAGCAAAUAUGUCAUAAGUUACUUUUCCCAAUAUUUGCUGUAUUAAGUAAUCAUUGGGAAUUGAGUAAUGUUGAUAGCGAUAACGACAAGCUUUCAGUUUGGUUAUCGACUACUUUAAUUCAAGCCUUGAGAAAUAUGAUUACUUUAUUAACUCAUUACUUUGAGCCUCUAAGUCCAAUGUUGGAAGAUUACUUAACAUUACUUAUCUCAUGUAUUUGCCAAGAAAAUGAUACAAUUGCAAGAAUCGGAAGAUCGUGUUUACAUUCAUUAUUAAUCGACAAUUGUGGCAAAUUUAAUAAUGAACAAUGGGGUCAGAUAACCAAUUCUUUCGUGAACUUGUUUGAUUUGACCACUGCCAAAGAAUUAUUUACUUCUGAUCCAAACUACGGAGGAGGCUCUCCAGACGAAAACUUACCUGAAGAAGCGAAUAUCAGUUCACCAGGCAGUGCAAACAAUAGCUUUUCAAUGUCUAAUUUGGUGACUACCCAAGAAAGGUUGAAGAAAUCCAAGGAAAAGUCAAGUAUAGUGGUGAAAUGCGUACUUCAACUUCUCAUGAUUGAAACUUUGCUGGAAUUGUUUGAAAACGAUGACUUCUAUGAAGCAGUUCCAUAUAAGCAUUUACUACAAAUGUCCACACUUUUAGAAGAUAGCUAUAAUUUUGCAAGAAAGUUUAAUGAUGACUAUGAUUUAAGAGUUAGAUUAUGGAAUGCUGGUUUAAUGGAGAGAUUGCCAAACUUAUUAAAACAGGAAUCAAGUUCUUCGGCAGUCUUUAUAAAUAUCAUGUUUAGAAUGUACUGUGACGAUGACAAAACUACUAAUGAAGCAAAGGAAGUUAUUGUUAACGUGAUUGUGCCGCUAUGUAACUCUAUUACGUCCAGGUAUACCGAAUUUGAUGAAACGAAUCAACAGAGAAAUAUCAACACCUGGAAGCCAGUUAUUGUUGAGAUUUUCCAAGGAUAUGUGGAGCUUGAUGACGAUGACUUUAUUAAGUUUGCUCCAGAGAUGUACACACUUAGUUUGAAAUUAUUGGGAAGAAAUCUGCCACUUGAUCUUAGAUUAGCAAUGAGGUCCUUUUUAUCAAGAGUUGGAGAUGAUUUCAUAUUGCACAGAAGGGAAAAGUGA